UCCCUGGAAAGAGAGCAGGCUGUGAUUACACCGGCGCUCCUCCGCUUGCGGCGCCGCUGCAGGAACUCCGCACCCCGAGCCCAUGACUGGAGGUCCGGACCGUGAACCUGAUGCCUCUAUGAUCCAGUUAGCACCCCGGCGAGCCAGACAGCGAUCAGUUAGCAUCAGGAGCAGAGGUGAGCCAUGGCUGACCCAAACCCCAACCCCUCGCGGCCCCAGAGGAAGAUGUCCACGGCCGGUGAGAGCGUCUACAAGGUAUUAGGACUGGAGAAAGGCGCCUCGGCCGAGGACAUCAAGAAAGCCUACAGGAAGCUGGCGUUGAAGUACCACCCGGACAAGAACCCGGACAACCCGGAGGCGGCGGAGAAGUUCAAGGAGAUCAACAAUGCCAACUCCAUCCUCAACGAUGAGACCAAGAGGAAGAUCUACGACGAGUACGGCUCCAUGGGCCUUUACGUGUCCGAGCAGUUUGGAGAGGAAAGCGUCAAGUACUACUUCCUCAUGUCCAAAUGGUGGUUCAAGACGCUGGUGCUGUGCUGCACGCUCUUCAGCUGCUGCUGUUGCUGCUGCUGCUGCUGUUUCUGCUGCGGGAAGUGCAAGCCCCCCGAUGACGAGGAAAACUACCACUAUGUUGAUCCCGAGGACCUGGAGGCCCAGAUCAAGGCGGAGCAGCAGGACAGCGGUCCCAGAGUAGUCAUAAGCCAGCCCGCAUCUAGUGGGGGCGGGGAGACCCCAGAGGGCAAAAGCCAGCCCAUCCCCCUGCCCAUGCCCAUGCCGACGCCCCACCCCCAGUCGCCACCCUCGACCCGUCCAUCUGAGGGGCAGGAGAAAGGAGAGAGCUUGCCCGAGUCGAAAUGACUCGAAGAUGAUAGUGGACGUCAGCAACAACAGCAGGCAGGAAGCCCCGCCCCCUUCAUGAUUCAGCCACAUUCGCGUGCCAGAGAUGAACCAGCCCAAAACCACCAGCCGGCUAAGGCCCGCCAUCCUGCUUCCCCGACCCAAAGGAGAAGUCCAAAGCAGGGAAGCUUUGGUGCUUCCUCUUGAGGACGGACGUCCUUGCUGUGGAUUUCUUCCUCCAUCAUGUCUCAGCAUGCGGGUCAGGACCGUUCCAGGACCAGUCAUGAUGCAACACGGGAGGCGUUCCGAAAGGUGACUCUCAUUCACGAUGAUUAAUAUUCCCUUUGGUCUCACUUGGGACCGGGUCAUGUUGAAGCAGACUUGGCUAUGAGGCAAGAAAGCAUGUUUUUGUCAGGAUGCAUGCGCUCCAGUCCCACGCAGACUUGCCAACUGUGCUCCCAAACGACUCCCGUCGUCUUGUGCCACUAACUAGCAAAACAAAGCCAGCAGCUUGAGUGAACCACGUCACCGACCCUGACUAACGGAACAUUUUUACAGUCCAGUCGGAGAAAAAGGUGUAUUCUUGCUUGUCAAAGAGCUCCAUGCAGCCAGCGCACUUGGAUGGAUCCAAGCCCCUCAAAGGCAAUGCUGUCAUUUGUGUGUACAGUCCAUGUUGCCUGCAGCUGAUUUCUUUGCAAACUCAGCUCCAGCAGGGAAAAUGUGCGACUCUUGCUCAACAGGAGCAGGAAGGUGUUUCUUCCUCAGCUUUUAAAGGAAGUGUUGUGCCUUGGGGGGGUGGGGAGUGCAGUGUGACACUUGUUGUCGCGGUGUCUGUGGCAUUGAGUGGCUGGGGGCAGGGAGGCAGGGCAUGGCCUUGUGUAAUUUGCAUAAUUGGCCAUGACACAAAACUCCGGCCAGAGUGGAGAUAAAAAAAAAACCCAACAACAACUUGGUGUGUACACGUGCGUGCGUGUGUGCGUGGACGGUUAAAACUGAGCUUUUUGGUUUGUGUCAUAAGAAAUGUGAGACUUCGUCUCAUGUUUUUAAACCUAUUAUUAUUGUUGACUUACGGGUGUUGAGUUUCAUUUUGCGUGCGUACGCCUUAUAACACGCAAAACAGUCAUGUUUUCUGUGCUCUGUGUAAGCGUGCGCUGAUUUGAAAGGUAAUGUACAUGUGAUUGUACAGCCAAUAGAUCACUAUACUGAUGGACAGAUGUGUUUUGAUGCACCACCAAGUCAGUUGUGGUAGAUGCAUAUGAGGUGUGUGAAGAAACAGCGUUUCAAUGCCAUCUACUGGACAGAGUUGGAACCACACGCUACACAGACAGUCCCACUAUAAUGUUUGUAGCACUAAAUCAAUCUGUGGUCCUUUUGUAUGGGAAACAAGCGUCAAGUAGAAAGCCACUCGGACUCCUUUGCUGCAUUCCAUUUCCUCCCCUAUUAGCAUGUCGAGUGGAGAGGAGUGUCCUCAUUUAGCCAAUCGUGUGCUCUUCCUGUAAUGGUGUAAAUUAUUUGACUGGUCCAGUUGGAAGUGUGGACACUCACUAUGCAAAAUCAUCAUCUAUUUUAAUCAAAGCAGCUUUUUUUAUGUGACAUCAUUUAUGAUAAUUGCUGUGAAGCAUUUCACAUCAUUGUCACUUGUGAAUAUAUAUAUACACAAAAAAAGAUUAAAUGUGAAAGUUAUGUUUCUGUUGGCCAUAUUGUGAUGUUUUGUUAAAAAAAGAAGCACAUUUUACCAUCUGAACUGCAAUAAACAUGGACAUUUUAAAAGUAUAAAUAUACAUUUACAUUGCAUUUAUCUAGCCAAAUGUGUCAUUUUACAAUAACAAAAAACAUGAUGACUGAUGUAAAUAACACCUCAUGGCACGUUUUUAUUAAUGUCUGUUACAACAGUAAAUAUGCAUUUUGAAGUGAAUUUUUAUUCAUGAUGGUUUACUUUUGGGGUGCAUUACAUAUGCUAACCUGUUAGCGUGUUUUGAGAUAGGAGCUUCAUGUAAGCUGAUCACUCGGACAGUCUUAACUGUUCAUUAAAAAAAAUAUUUUGAGAAGUGAUAAUGAGACACAAGAGCAGACAUGAUAGUUAUGAAUAUAACUAUUUUUUUGUUUGAAUGUCCAUCUGUUUUUGUGCUCUGCAAUUCAACCAAAUA
Messenger RNA from Dunckerocampus dactyliophorus (ringed pipefish), 2984 nucleotides. RefSeq names its product DnaJ (Hsp40) homolog, subfamily C, member 5 gamma a (gene dnajc5ga). The record is from RefSeq and is a predicted model, not a curated record. The coding region runs from base 184 to 858 and encodes 224 amino acids. The transcript has 7 exons. Lineage: Eukaryota; Metazoa; Chordata; Actinopteri; Syngnathiformes; Syngnathidae.